Messenger RNA from Pararge aegeria (speckled wood butterfly), 1447 nucleotides. RefSeq names its product pyruvate dehydrogenase E1 component subunit beta, mitochondrial (gene Pdhb). Bases 174 to 1274 code for a protein of 366 amino acids. The transcript is spliced from 8 exons. Gene Ontology annotation, biological process: pyruvate decarboxylation to acetyl-CoA. Gene Ontology annotation, molecular function: pyruvate dehydrogenase (acetyl-transferring) activity. The record is from RefSeq and is a predicted model, not a curated record. Lineage: Eukaryota; Metazoa; Arthropoda; Insecta; Lepidoptera; Nymphalidae.
AUCUCUUAAUUCGCAUUUUUCGACCUCCAUUCAUCCUUCGUCCCACUGUAAAAUUUAUUUUAACCUCAUUUUUCACAUAUUUAACCGAACACCCCAUUUAAAAAGGCUUUGAAUAAGCUUUAACGUGUGUGUCGUGUAGUUUUUAAGUGUAAUAUUGCAGUGUUUUAGUGCAAAUGGCUUUAAAAUCCCCACCGGUGUUGUUCGGACUCCUUGGACGACUGUCCCGUCGAUCUUUUUCUACCUCGAAGGCUUUGUCGUCGAAGCCUGUGACUGUGCGCGAUGCCUUGAACCAGGCGAUCGAUGAGGAGAUGGAGAAGGAUGAUAAAGUGUUCGUUUUAGGUGAAGAAGUGGCCCAAUACGAUGGUGCUUACAAAGUAACCAGGGGGCUAUGGAAGAAAUAUGGAGACAAGAGAGUCAUAGAUACACCAAUCACCGAGAUAGGUUUUGCUGGAAUUGCAGUUGGUGCUGCGUUUGCUGGCCUGAAGCCUAUCUGUGAGUUCAUGACCUUCAACUUCUCUAUGCAGGCCAUUGAUCAUAUGAUAAACUCUGCGGCGAAGACGUACUACAUGUCAGCGGGCGCGAUACCAGUCUCGAUCGUGUUCCGAGGACCCAACGGCGCGGCCGCGGGCGUGGCGGCGCAACAUUCACAGUGCUUCGGCGCCUGGUUCAGCCACUGCCCGGGAUUCAAGGUGCUCAUGCCAUACUCCUCUGAGGACGCUAAAGGUUUAUUAAAAGCGGCAAUCCGCGAUCGCGACCCGGUUGUGUUCCUGGAAGACGAGAUCCUGUACGGCGUACCAUUCCCCAUGUCUGAUGAGGCGCUGUCAUCGGAUUUCGUGCUCCCGAUAGGCAAAGCGAAAAUCGAGAGGCCGGGAAACCACAUUACUGUAGUUUGCGCCGGCAGAGCUACCGACACGGCCCUGCAGGCCGCCAAUGAACUCGCUGGGAAAGGAAUUGAAUGCGAAGUGAUCAACCUGCGCUCGAUACGGCCCCUCGACUUCGACACCAUCGCGCAGUCCAUCGCCAAGACGCACCACCUCAUCACCGUGGAGCAGGGCUGGCCGCAGUCGGGCAUCGGCGCGGAGAUCUGCGCGCGGGUGAUGGAGUCGGCGGCCUUCUUCGAGCUGGACGCGCCGGUGUGGCGCGUGGCGGGCGCCGACGUGCCCAUGCCGUACGCGCGCUCGCUGGAGGCGCUCGCCCUGCCACGCGCGCCCGACGUGGUGGCCGCCGCCACCGCCGUGCUGGCCAACAAAAUCUCGGAAUCUAUGAAUCAGUGAAAUAGGAAUCUCUAGGAACGGUAACAUCGCGUCAAACAAAUUGUAAAUAUUUAUAUAGAUAUUGUAUCUGUGAACGAAAACAAACAUUGUGGCUGUAAUGCAUCGAUUACUCGAUACACGUGAGUCAGGUAUGGAGAUAGAAAAGUUUUAUUUAAAUAAAUCUAUUAUUUAUA